Ceratotherium simum simum (southern white rhinoceros) is the source of this 1851-nucleotide messenger RNA. The record is from RefSeq and is a predicted model, not a curated record. NCBI's taxonomy places the organism in Eukaryota, Metazoa, Chordata, Mammalia, Perissodactyla, Rhinocerotidae.
GCCGUGCCCGGGUCCCCUCCUCUCCCGCCGCUCCCGGCCCCGCUCCGCCCCCAGAGUCCGAUGGCGGCGGCCGCGCGGAGGGAGCCGGCUCAGGGAAGUGUGACCUUUGAGGAUGUGGCCCUAUAUUUCUCCUGGGAGGAAUGGGAUCUCCUUGAUGAGGCUCAGAGACGGCUGUACCAUGAUGUGAUGCUGGAGAACUUUGCACUUACAUCUUCGUUGGGAUUUGGAUCCUCCAGGCCCCAUGCAAUGGCUCAGCUGGGCAUAGAGAAAGAGUCCUCUGUGCUUCACAGGAUGGACAUGACUCCAGUAUCAGUGGGAUGGGCUCACAAGGGGCCUGACCCAGGUUGUUGGCAUAGAGUGGAAGAUGGACAUGCACCUUCUGAACAGAGCAUUUGUGUACAAGGAGUGUCACAAGUCAGGACUCUUAAGGCAGGUUCAUCAUCCCAGGAGGCCCAGCCCUUUGAGAUGUGUGGCCCGAUCUUGAGAGACACUUUGCACAUGGCUGAGUACCAGAGAACAUAUCUUAGGCAGAAAACAUACACAUGUGGGAAACAAUUCUGUGUUGCUGCCAACCUUCAACAGGGGCAGCACAUUAGAGAGAAACCCUUCAGAAGUUAUGUGGACAGAGCUUCGUUUAUAAAGAGCUGCACAGUCCAUGUAUCAGGGAAGUCCCUUACAUGUGAGGAGAUUGGGAAGGACUUUUUAGCCAGCAUAGGGUUUAUCUAUCAACAUCUCACUCACACUGGGGAGAAGCCAAACAAUAAUGAGUAUGAGUCUGGCUGUCACAGUGGAAAAAGUCAUCACAACUGGGGAGAAUGCAAGACAGCCUUCAGCUACACAGACACACUUGAGCAGGACCAGAGAGUCCUCACCAGAGAAGGGCUUUAUGAGUGCAGCAAAUGUGGAAAAGCCUGCACCCGAAGAUGUAACCUCAUUCAGCACCAGAAAGUUCACAGUGGAGAAAGGCCUUAUGAAUGCAAUGAAUGUGGAAAAUUUUUUACUUACUACUCCAGCUUCAUUAUACAUCGGAGAGUUCACACUGGAGAAAGGCCUUAUGAGUGUGGUGAAUGUGGGAAAUCCUUUAGCCAAAGCUACAGCCUCAAUAGCCAUAGGAAAGUUCACACUGGAGAAAAGCCUUAUGAGUGCAGGGAAUGUGGAAAAUCUUUUAGCCAAAGGUCCAACCUCAUUCAGCAUCAGAGAGUUCACACUGGAGAAAGGCCUUAUGAGUGCAGUGAAUGUGGGAAAUCCUUUAGCCAAAACUUCAGCCUCAUUUACCACCAGAGAGUUCAUACUGGAGAAAGGCCUCAUCAUUGCAGUGAAUGUGGAAAAUCCUUUAGCCGAAGCUCCAGCCUCAUUCACCACAGGAGACUACACACUGGAGAAAGGCCUUAUGAGUGCAGUAAAUGCGGGAAAUCCUUUAAGCAAAGCUCCAGCUUCAGUUCACAUCGGAAAGUCCACACAGGAGAAAGGCCUUAUGAGUGUGGGGAAUGUGGAAAAUCCUUUAGCCAUAGCUCUAACCUCAAGAACCACUGGAGAGUCCACACUGGAGAAAGACCUAUUGAGUGCAGUGAAUGUGGGAAAUCUUUUAGCUGCAAAUCUAACCUUGUUAAACACCUGAGAGUUCACACUGGAGAAAGGCCUUAUGAGUGUGGGGAAUGUGGAAAAUCCUUUAGCCAAAGCUCCAGCCUCGUUCAACACCGGAGAGUUCACACUGGAAAAAGGCGUUAUGAGUGCAGUGAAUGUGGGAAAUCCUUUAGCUGCAAAUCUGACCUCAUUCUACACCAGAGACUUCACACUGGAGAAAAGCUUUAGAUGUACAGAGGAUGUGCAGUUUCCUUUUAAUAUAAUUAC